UAUUGAGCCCCGGCUGCAGGGCGAGGGAGGCUGCUGAAGACUGGGAGAACGGAGAACACCUUCACUGAGCAUCCGGCUAGCGAGCGGACAGGAGGGAUAGUGUUCGAUCUUUUUGCCUUCCCUCCCUCUCCACUUCCCCUUCCACCUCCUAUGAUGGAGGAGAUGGAAGAGGAGCUGAAAUGCCCGGUGUGCGGGGCUUUUUACCGGGAGCCCAUCAUUUUGCCCUGCUCACAUAACCUGUGCAUGGCUUGCGCUCGCAACAUCCUGGUGCAGACGCCUGAAGCCGAGUCUCCUCCAAGCCGCGCUUCAGGCUCCGACUACGACUACCUGGACCUGGAUAAGAUGAGCCUGUACAGCGAAGCGGACAGCGGCUAUGGCUCCUACGCCGGCUUCGCGAGCGCCCCGACCACCCCGUGUCAGCGGUCCCCGAAUGGGGUGAGGGUCUUCCCGCCGUCGCCCGCGGUGCCCCCCCGAAAUUCGUGCAUCACUUGCCCGCAGUGCCACCGCAGCUUGAUCCUGGACGAGAGGGGUCUCCGCGGCUUCCCCAAGAACCGAGUGCUGGAAGGGAUCAUCGAUCGCUACCAGCAGGGCCGAGCCGUGGCCCUCAAGUGCCAGCUCUGCGAGAAGGCGCCGAAGGAGGCCACGGUCAUGUGCGAGCAGUGCGACGUCUUUUACUGCGAAUCUUGCCGCUUGAGGUGCCAUCCCCCCCGGGGCCCGCUCGUCAAGCAUCGCCUUCUCCCUCCCGCCCAAGGCAGGAUCUGCCGGAGGCUGAGCCCGCGCAAAAUCUCCACGUGCACCGACCAUGAGCUCGAGAAUUACAGCAUGUACUGUGUCAACUGCAAGACCCCAGUCUGUUACCAGUGUCUGGAGGAAGGUAAACACUCCAGCCAUGAAGUGAAGGCACUCGGAGCCAUGUGGAAACUUCAUAAGAAUCAGCUCUCUCAAGCACUGAAUGGAUUGUCAGAGAAGGCAAAAGAUGCCAAAGAGUUCUUGUCAUUGCUAAGAAAUAUGGUGCAGCAAAUCCAGGAAAAUGGUGUUGAGUUUGAAGCUUGUCUUGUUGCCCAGUGUGAUGCCCUCAUUGAAGCUUUGAACAGAAGGAAGGGACAGUUGCUUUCACGGGUGACUAAAGAACAUGAACAUAAACUUAAGGUGGUCAGAGAUCAAAUCAGCCAUUGCACAGUUAAACUGCGCCAAACAACUGGCCUGAUGGAAUAUUGUUUGGAGGUAAUUAAGGAAAAUGACCCCAGUGGCUUUUUACAGAUAUCGGAUGCUUUAAUAAGGCGUGUACAUUUUAUUGAUGAACAGUGGGGAAAAGGAAUACUUCAACCUCGCAUGAAUACUGAUUUUGAUUUAACACUCGAUAAUGCAUCACUGCUACAAACUAUUCUUCAGUUGGACUUCGUACAAAUGAGAGCUCCCUCUCCAGUGCCAUCAGCCCCAAUUCUGCAGCUGGAGGAAUGCUGUACUCGCAAUAACAGUGCUACGUUGUCCUGGAAGCAGCCACCACUGUCAUUGGUUCAAGCAGAAGGUUACAUACUGGAACUAGAUGAUGGAAAUGGAGGCCAGUUUAGAGAGGUGUAUGUGGGAAAAGAAACCAUGUGCACUGUUGAUGGGCUACAUUUCAACAGCACUUACAGUUCCCGAGUGAAAGCUUUCAACAAGUCAGGAGUGGGCCCUUACAGCAAGACACUUGUCCUACAGACUUCAGAGGAUACCACCUGUCCAUACAAUCAGUACAGGGAAGGGAAGAAGGAGAAAAUUCCAAUAAAAAGCUAAGUCAGAGGAACCCCAGUCAGAGAAACAAAGUUAUGCUGCAGAAUCCUAACGGAAGUGCAAAUCUUGACCCAUUAAUUGAUGGGAAGAAGGUGGAUUUUAGGAGGUUAGUUCUGUUCUUCAGGUCGGAGCAUCUUCCUUAGAGGACUGCAGCCCACCACUUGUGACAACAGAUUAUAAUCAAGCUCAACACGUAUAUCACCGUCAGCAGUAGUGUGUAAAAAAGUACUUUAUGGCUAUACCACAAAGUGAAAGUAACAAGCAGAUCAAAAAUCAUGGUUCAUGCUGUUUGAAUGAACCCAAAUCAAGGAAGAGGUUUGCAAAAGCAUCUGGAUAAAAUGAAAAUGUGAUGAUCAGCUUUGAAGCAAAAUCAGAAAAAUGGCUUCCAUUUGUAUUUUUGUUACCGCCUUUUGCGGUCUGCAGGUUCUGGCUUUUGACUCCUAUUCUACAGCAUUUAGCAAAAAAAAAUCGAUGUUUAACUGGACACAAAAGUGUGGAGUGGUGACUCCACCGAUUACAUUCAGAAUGAGAAGGGUCAAGGCUGCUUUCCUGCUGAGGUCCAUAAGUGGUCACAUAAGGGCCUCACCCUGCCAUUGCCGGUAUGCACCUAUCUGCUGUCAUGUGACAAACCAACAGUUAUGCAUGUGGCCCGUGUGUUUUUUUUGCAAGGUGACCCUCUCCUACAUGGGUAUACUAUGCUUAAUACAAAUACCUUGCAGGCGAGGGCUGCACACUGGUGAAGAGACUCACCUGUUCUUAAUAUUAACAACUUUUUCCCAACCACAAACAGGGCUUCAUUGACUGACUGCAAUGAUCCUGCCAUAUUUCUUACAGCCCAGGCUUCCUGCAGUACCAGAACUAUACCAUUUCCAAUGGUCCUGCUAGUUUUACAGAGCUGGCAACCUUUCAGAAGUGUGAUAUCCACCCAGAAUAUGAGAACAGCAAAGCUAAUUGUUGAUGGCACCAUGACAGUUCAGGGGCAGGCGCCUUGAAAUGGAUGUUGUAGCGUUUUGUUGCUGCUUUUCCCACAUUAAAACUGACUGAAUUUCAAAAGUACUUCAUUGACAAUCAAGUAUUUAGGGACUUCAGUAGGGACCUCUUGAGACAUAAUAUAAAACGCAAGUGUUGGGCAAUGCAUUCAGAUUUUUAUUUGUGAGUCUUCCUCAGGCCUUCAAUGACAUGGGCACUUGAAUUACAGUGAUUCCCCAUACCUGAGGCAAAAGAGUAAGAGUCUAUCUAUGAAUUAACUGGCUGCUGGAUAUAGUCUAGCAAGUAACUGCUGGUAAAUAACUAAUUGUCUUCUGGAAUGAUUGGGUAAUUCCUUGUGGCUGGCUACAAGCCGUCUGAUUUAUAGCUUUCAUUGACUGGUGGCGUGUGAUGGCUGACUGCACUUUGGCUUGUGGCAGAUUGUUAGCUUCUGGUUAUUGGCUGACUGGUUUUGGCUAGCUGUGAGCUGACUGCAGAAUAGCAGUUUAACUGGUUGUCUUAGUCUGUAUGGCUUAGCUACUCACUGAAUAAGCUUGACCAUUGUAGGAGCAUGUUUUUUGUGUUCAUAUUAUAUGUAUGUAAAAAUGGAAUGUCCCAAAAAAGCUGAAAUUUUCAUAAUAAAGUAUGUUUUCUGGAGAAUCCUGCCCCAAGAGUCUGUAGAAAAAUAUAAAUUGCUUGUGCAUAUACAGUAUUAUGCUUUUGAAAUUUGGUGCACAACUGCCAAGUUCAAAUUCAAGGUGAUGAUGCACAUAUGAGAAACAGAUACGUGUUUCUCAGAGCUUGCCACCAUUUGGGAGUUUUCCUCAACUCAUGACUGAGUCCUGUGCAGAUUCUUUGAUUCAUCUGAUCAGCAGGAACCAUAUUAUUAUGCAGUAUGAUUACAGAAUAUGCAAAGUUUUCCAAAAGUAGAUCCAGUGGGGUACUGUCCUAUGGAUUUUCUCAUACGAUUAAAAAAGAAAAAAAAUUUACAACACCUGAAAUUACAAUCCAGAUCAAACGUCCCUCAGGUAUAUCAAGGAGAUAGCCUAGACCCUGAUGUUUAUUUUAUUUAAAGGCAAGUGUAAGGUGCAGCGUUCCAGAUGUAUUUCAAUUGGUAAUGCUACUUUUUGGCUUUAAGCAAAACACACUUUAUUCUUACCCUCAAGUUAAAAUACAAACAAAUGAAAGAAGAAUUGGAAUAAUUUAACUCUAUUGGAAAACUUAACAGAAUAAUAGAUUAUUUAUUUAAAAUUGACUAGGGAUAGUCAACAUGGUUUAGUUUGAGGAAAAUCAUAUCUCACAAACUUAAUUAUGUUUUUUGAAGAAGUUACCAAAAAGGUUGGUGAUAGCAGAGCAGUAGACAUUUUAUUUGGAUUUUAGUAAAGUCUUUGACCAGGUUCCGCAUGGUAGACUAAAUAGUAAGGUGACAUGGGAUUCAGGGUGAGCUUGCCAAUUGGAUACAUAAUUGGCUUAAUGGCAGGAGACAAAGAGUAAUGGUGGAGGUUCGUGUUUUGGACUGUAGGCCUGUCAAUGCUGUUCCACUGGGUCCUCUUUUGUUUGUAAUUUAUAUAAAUAAUUUUGGUUGAGAAUAUAGAAGCAUGAUUAGUAAGUUUGUGGAUGACACCAAAAUUGGUGGCAUUGUUUACAGUGAAAAAGGCUUCCUAAGAUUACACAGGGAUCUUGAUCCAAUGGAUCAGUGGGCUGAAAAAUGGUAGAUGGAGUUCAAUGUGGAUAAAUGCAAGCUAUUUCAUUUUGGUACAACAAACAAGGGUAGGGCUUACAUAAUUAAUGGUAAAGCCUUGGGUACUGUUGUAGUACAGAGGGAUCUAGGAGUGCAGGUGCAUAAUUCUUUAAAGUUUGAAUCACAUGUGGACAGGAUGGUUAAAAAAGGUGUUUUGCACACUUGCCUUCAUCACUUGAUCCUUUGAAUACAGGAGUUGGGAUGUUAUGUUGAGGUUGUGCAGGACAUUGGUGAGGCCUCUUCUGGAAUACUGUGUCCACUUCUGGUCGCCAAGUUAUGUCAAGGAUGUUAUCAAGCUGGGGAGGGUUCAGAAAAGAUUUAAAAGGAUGUUGCAGGAUAGGGAAGGUUUGAGUUAUACAGAAAGGCUGGGUGAGCUGAGACAUUUUUCACUUGAGCGUAGGAGGUUGAGUGUGACCUGAUAGAGGUUUAUAAUAUGGUGAGAGGUAUAGAUAGAGUUGAUUGUAGUUGUCUUUUCCCUAAGAUGGGGAAUUUCAAGACUAGGGGGCACAUUUUUAAAGUGAGAGGAGAGAAGUGCCAACCUCUGAGCCGCCAUGCCACCAAGGUGUAGAUAAGAUCAGGUAAGGCUGACAGUUUCCUUCCCCAAAGGAAAUUAAUGAAUCAGAUGGGUUUUUCCUGACAAUCGAUAAUGGUUUCUUGGUCAUCAUUAAAUUCUUGAUUUCAGAUUUUUUUAUUGAAUUCAAAUUCAAACAUAUGAUAUGGCACAAUUUGAACCCGGAUGCCCAAAAUAUUAUCAUAGUCUCUGAUUAAAAGCGCAACAAUCAAAUGCUAGUCCAUGCAAUCCCUCCCCAGUUAACUGCUUAAUGCACUCCUCCCUUGGGGAAGAGCUGCUAGCCCUACCUUAUCUGAUCUCAAGAGACAACACCGUGUGGAGCUAGGGGGACACAACAGGCCAGGCAGCAUCAGAGGAGCAGGAAAGUUGAUGUUUCAG
This is a messenger RNA of Stegostoma tigrinum, 5429 nucleotides long. It is a transcript of the gene trim9, whose product is annotated as tripartite motif containing 9. Gene Ontology annotation, molecular function: protein binding; zinc ion binding. Lineage: Eukaryota; Metazoa; Chordata; Chondrichthyes; Orectolobiformes; Stegostomatidae. Bases 151 to 1776 code for a protein of 541 amino acids. The transcript has 9 exons. The record is from RefSeq and is a predicted model, not a curated record.